This is a messenger RNA of Fomitopsis serialis, 1029 nucleotides long. RefSeq names its product Alpha/Beta hydrolase protein. Bases 1 to 1029 code for a protein of 342 amino acids. The record is from RefSeq and is a predicted model, not a curated record. The transcript is spliced from 4 exons. Lineage: Eukaryota; Fungi; Basidiomycota; Agaricomycetes; Polyporales; Fomitopsidaceae.
AUGCCAUCCCUCAUCAUAAACGAUCAGAACAUCGAGCUUCGCUACACUGAUAGCGGUGCUCCUCCUAAGACCAGUUCUACCCCCUACAUCACGUUGUUCAUGGUUCAUGGCAUGGGCUUUACAGGCCCGAUCUUCAAGAAAAUCCAGGCUUUGGCGCAUUCUUCGAACCUCCGCGUCGUUGCCAUGAACCGACGUGGAUACGCGGGCUCUACCCCUCUUACUCAGGCAGAAGCGAAUGCUCCUGUAGUCGGUUCCGACGAGCAAAAGGCGGCGUAUCUUGCCGACAGAGGGAUAGAGAUCGCAAAUUUCGUAGACAGCUUCAUCCAGAAACACGACUUACCCCACAUCACCGCCGAUCGCAAGGGCGGCGGUGUAGGCCUUCUCGGUUGGUCCUCGGGAAGCGUGUCUGCUCUUUCCGCCGUGGCUUGGGUCGACAGAUUGCCAUCGGACACGCAGAGACGGCUGGCGUUGUGCAUGCGUUCGUUGAUUUUGCAAGAACCUCCGUCUAUCUCACUUGGCAUGCCAAUUCCCCCCGGAACUUGGAUGCCAAGGAUCGACCCCUCCAUCCCUGAAAAGCUGCAGUUGUCUAUGUUCGUCCAGUGGGGCACAUCAUAUUUCGAUCAUGGUGACUUGGCCACUCGCGAUCCCAACGUCCUGUCUUACAUCGUUCCCUCUGUAUCACGCCGGCCGUCGAUUUAUGCCAUGUCCGACGAAGACCGGCAGGACUUUAUGGAGGAUGUGUCCGAGAGCAAAAUAAUGGUUUCUGUCACAUCCCAGAGUCUUGCUAUGUUUCGGAAGGCGUGCUUCGAUCCCGAUGUGCGUGCACGGCUUCCGGAGCUGAAGAUAUGGACUUUGGCAGGGGAUGCUACGGUCUCGUUUGCGAUCGCGUCGUUUUGGACUAUCCAAGAUGAGGAUAAGGAGCGUGGCAGCGGUUUCGUCAAUUACAAAAUGAUCCCGGGAGCGAAUCACUAUGUGCACUGGGACGACCCAGAGAAAGCCGUUCAGGCCUAUAUUGAAGCGUUGGCGUAG